GUUCCCACACGGUCUGCCUUCAGGCCAUGCCUGCGGCCCCUCACAUUCGCCCCAGAGGACCUCAGCCCAAGCAUGUCCCUGUGACCCUCCGUGCGUCCUUGCAAGCCCACCUUAAUCACUUACCUGACCGACUCGCGUUAGAAGGUGCAAAGCCAGAGCAAAAGAAAGGUCUGGACAAUAACCUGUGUUUGACCAGAGGCCCCCCCACCCCCUCCACCCCCAGGUGCAAGUUCUUCAGUCUGACCGAGACGCCCGAGGAUUACACCAUCAUUGUUGACGAGGAGGGCUUCUUAGAGCUGCCCUCCUCGGAGCACCUGAGCGUGGCAGGCGCCACCUGGCUGGCCCUGAACGUGGUGUCGGGCGGGGGUGGCUUCUCAGGCUCACAGCCCAUCGGCGUGACCAAGAUUGCCAAGUCAGUCAUCGCCCCGCUGGCCGACCAGAACAUCUCCGUGUUCAUGUUGUCUACCUACCAGACAGACUUCAUCCUGGUGCGUGAACGGGACCUGCCCUUCGUCACGCACACCUUGUCAUCAGAGUUCACCAUCCUGCGGGUCGUCAAUGGCGAGACGGUAGCAGCUGAGAACCUCGGCAUCACCAAUGGCUUCGUGAAACCCAAGAUGGUCCAGAGGCCUGUCAUCCACCCUCUGUCCAGCCCAAGCAACAGGUUCUGUGUCACCAGCCUGGACCCUGACACGCUGCCUGCGGUCGCCACACUCCUCAUGGACGUCAUGUUCUACUCCAACGGAGUGAAGGACCCCAUGGCCGCCGGUGAGGACUGCGGCCACAUCCGCUUCUUCUCCUUCUCCCUCAUUGAGGGCUACAUCUCCCUGGUGAUGGACGUGCAGACCCAGCAGAGGUUCCCUAGUAAUUUGUUGUUCACGAGUGCGUCCGGAGAGCUCUGGAAGAUGGUGCGGAUCGGAGGACAGCCCCUGGGAUUUGAUGAGUGUGGCAUCGUGGCCCAGAUCUCCGAGCCCCUGGCUGCCGCAGACAUCCCCGCCUACUACAUCAGUACUUUCAAGUUCGACCACGCGCUGGUACCAGAAGAAAACAUCAACGCCGUCAUCGGCGCCCUGAAAGUCAGCCAAGCAGAGAAGCAUUAGGAGGGCCUCUUCCACUCCUCCCUGUCUGCCCCCCCAGGCCUGGGCCAGGCCCCUCCCCCGAAGAUUCUUCUCACAGUAUUUCUCACGGACUGGAAAAUCGGCCCCGGGGGCCCCCAAGACAGGGCCUCAGGGAGACACCCCCUGAUUGCUCACCCUGCCGGGCCUGGGGCCCAAGCCAAGGCCUCCCCAUGCCCUCCUGCCUUCCUGGAGCCCCCAGACCCUCCAGAGAACCCCCCCUCCCCCCAGCCGCUCCUCCUCCCCACCACCCCUACUCCAGAAAAUGAUGUCUGAGGCCCAGGGAGUUUGCGAGCCGACCGGCCUUCCCCUCUGGCCUGGCCCACGGUGGGGGGGGGGGGGGGGGGGGGCCGCGGGUGUUUGGCGCCCCCCCCGCCCCCCCCCGGGGGGGGGCCCGGGGGGGGGGGGGGGGGGGGGGGCAGAUGCCGAAGGAAGCAGGCCCCUCCUACGAGACAAUGGGGUUCUGACUCUCGUGUCAUCCUGGGGAGCCGGCCGAGCGGAGCCGAGUUCAUGGAGACCGGGGAGACCCCCGUGAGGACCUGAGGCUGGAUGUUGUGGCCGCUGGUCUCCCGUUCCGUCAGCUCCGGGCUGGUUCCCGCAGAGUGGAGGCCAGUGGGCGGCCCUCGGGUCACGCGCUGGGGAGGCUCCGACAAGCAGGGGUGGGGUCCUGAUCUGGGGAGGACCCAGGCCACCCAGAAUUUCACCUGCCAUCCACAGGGCCCGCGUCCCGACUCCCAGCAAGACUGCCAAGGGGGCCCUGUCCACACCCUCCCCGCCAUAAGCACUCACUCCUGGGGGCGGUUCCCAGGAGACCCACCAGCCUGGGGCACGAGCUCCUGUCCCCGCUGCUUUCCCUGGACCCUCCUUGGGCAGGCGGAGCCUUGGUUUCCCCGAAGCGGGGGGCAUCCCCAGCAUUUUGGACCUGGGGUUUCUUGGGUCACCCCCACUCCCCAGCAGUUGACUAGACCAGCACAGGGCUCCCCGUUAUCCUGCCCCCUCCCCUGCCCCACUUUUGGGGGGAUGUGGAAGGCCUCUGCCCCCAACUCACCUGCCUGCCCGCCCCUCAGCUGGGGCCUGUGGCAUUCAUGAGUACUUGACCUGGGGGGGCAGCUUAUCUGAGCCUUAAUAGAGAAAACCAUACAGUACGUUUUAGUUUCUUAUUUAAUGUAUUCGCGCCCAGGCUGUGGUCGGCGGCAGUUUCAGGGGACAGGGGACGACGCCUGCUGAGUUCUCUUGGGGGACCCAGAGGCUCAGGGUCCUUUGGCCGACGCCCUGUGGCUCCAGGGACAAGCGUGGGAGUCUGUAGGCGUCACAGAGGUAUUAGCCCUUUCUCUGGAGCAGGAAGCCGGCAGCAGAGGUGUGUGGCGAGAUAGGGGUUCCCGCGGGGUGCCCAGAGGCCACGGGGCAGGGGACAGGCAGGUGGCAGGCCGACCAGGGCAAAUGGGGGUGAGCCCCAAGGCGGCCCCUCCCUCCCUGGUCCUCCUUCUCAGGCGACAGCUGCCUUGCGCUGUCCCUGAGAGGCUCAGAGGAGAAAGGAGGUUCUCUCUGGUGAAGGGCUUGUGUGAGCCCCACUGCCCUGUUCUCCCAGCAUCGGGGGACCCUCUGAGCCCGGGACGCCCACCAGAUCCUUAAAGAUGCUCGGGGCCCAAGCACUGAUGAGGAACCCACUUUUUUUUUUUUUUUUUUAAGUUCAUUCAUGUUGCACAAAACUCUUAAAACAACCAAAACGUGUCCAUCUGUUUGCUGGCUCCAAAACGGGGUGGGGGGUGGCCGAGCGGGCAGGAAAGCACCUGAGACCCCGAGUCCCCUUUCUCUCCUUGGAAGGCCUUGAUUCUCCGUGGCGCGCCUCUCCAGACUCCUUCCCCGUCGGGUCCCCUGAUGAUGUCACUCCUCCACGCUCCCCCCCACCCCCACCCCGCCGAGCAAAUGUGUCGGCCCCGUGACCCCGGAAACGUGUGCUCCCCAGGCCCACCCCCCCCCAGAACGUAUCUAUUGUACACACUUAUAAAUACCUGUGUUUUAUGUUGAUAUAGAUAUAUACUGUAAAUAGCAUAUAUACUUGAGCAAUAUAUAUGUUAAUAUAUACUGUGUGAGCACACACGCGUGUGUGCACAGUACGUGGAUCACAGACCCCGCUGUGUGUGCACGUGUGUGGGCGUGGGGGCCUCCUGCCGCCGCGUCUGCCGUGCACGCGGGCACGUUUUGAGCCACCAUAUAUUUUUAAUUCAAGUAUAUAGGCAAUACAUUAUUCGAGAAGCCCUGACUUGAGAGGGAAAAAAAAACCAGCAGCCCAGGAGCGGAGUCCCAAGACUCCCUCCCCCAGUCUCCCUUGGAAGCUGGAUUCAGCCCCUGCCUGCACCCCCGUUUCCAUGGUCAAGGCCCCCCGGGCACCCUUGUUUUAUCUGGGGGACGGUGGUAUGGAGGGAGGAGUGUUGGAAUUUCUUGCUCUUGAGCAGAAAGGCCCUGUGACCGUUGCUCUUUGCCCAAAGACCUGGGCAGGUAGGUGGUCCCGCCCUGCUUUCCAGCCUGGGCCCCCCCCCCCCCCCCCCCCCCCCCCUCCCCUCCCCCCUGGCUGACUGUUUACCUGGUCCUCUUCACUGGCAAGCUGAGAAACUUCGGCUUCUUUUCUCAGGCCUCUUCCUGGACACUGGCCCCGUCUAGUCAACAAAAGGACCGAGGCCCUUGACCUUGUGUCCAGGGGGGGCUGGGGUGAGGGCUGGGCUCUCCAGCCGCUUGGGUGUGUGGGCGGCCGUCUGGGCCUGGGCCCCGAGCUGCCGUCUGGAUCUUCCCGUUCCCUGGGCUCCCCUCUUGCUGUGCCCGUGACGAGCAUAGUCAGGGAUUUGGUCUCCAUGGCAGUUUGGGAGGGAAGAGUACCCCACGUUUGCUGGGUGCGGGGGGGCUCUCCAGACCCACCAGAGUGGCCUGAGGGAUGUGCCGUCGGGGCGGAGGGUAUCUUGGCUCUGGCCGGUGGGUCACAUGGCAGGGGCAGGAAAACGGGGCUCCUGAGUGAGGCUGCCGAAAGGUAGGGGUGAGUGGUGGCCCCAACCUGCCUCCUGGGCUCCGGGUGUGUAUGUCUUUGCCUCUUUGCCACUCCGUGGUAAGAAAAGCUUGCACCAGCUUAAGGCUACCCUCACCCCUCACCUGCCUCAUCCCUGCACACUAAAGAGAGGAGGCGGGGAGACAGGAAGGCACGACCACCCCCUUCUCCCUCACUCCCGCUUACAAAAGUCUCUGUGGCUCAACCCUCAGCAUGGGCUCCUCUGGUUUCCAAGAAACGCCUUCCUCCCUCUGCACCCCUUCCUCCGUGGCGGGCUCCAGAGCCCAGGGCACACAUCCAAGCUGGAGAGGUGUGCAGACUUCCCCUCCCCAGGAUUUGGGGGAUCCAGAGCGUCCCGAGCACCAGCAUCCUCCCCCUGCCACCCACCCCAGGCCACAGGCCCCUGGUGGGCAAGAAAGGAGCCAGGUGACCCAGAGCUGCCCGCCAUGGCCUCCCCCAUCAGACAGCGUGGCCCUGGUGACCAGCGUGGUGUCCAGAAGAAGAUGCGUGGUCUGGCGAAGCUUGUCCCCUGUGAGGUGACAGAGGACGGCAGAGGUGGUUCUGGGGUGAUGGGUAGGGUGAGGCCCCUAUCCCAAGCCAAGGGCACCAUUUGCCUGAUAGUCAAAGAUGAGGCUGUUAGAGGAGUCUUGUGGCCACCCUAGGCUGCCUUUCUGGGCCUCUGGACUGGACUUGGGGACAACUUGGGUUCCCAGCCAGGGUUAAGAGGGACCUUGAGGACCUCUCAAAUGGUAGCCAAGCACUCCUGUGCUCUGUGACCUAGAAAUGUUUGGUACCACUUCCUGAGUGAACACUGAGUAGGGGGUAGGAAGAAACCCCCCAAUAUGUCCAUGCCCCCCUGUGAGCCAGGAGCAGCCCGUCACGGCUGUCACAGACGCUGGGAAAUGGACCUGUUGUGUGGCUGGCUUGGUGAGCAGAGCUUGAGGGGCAAGGAUAGCGGAGCCUCCCCCCUCAACCCCAAAGACCAGAGCUUUGGCUUCUCAGGUUUCCCAGACGCUGUGCUGAGGGAGGUGCUGGGCCUGGAGGGGGUGGUAGCCCUCCCUACAAAGAGGCCGCCAGAGGGGAGCCAACCAAGAUGGCCGCUUGGUGGUCAACCCAGCAGAGGGCGGGCUUGGGGAGAGAGGCCCGGGUUGAGGGCAGUUGACUCCUGCGCUAGCUAGUCCCUUUUCCUGUAUCUCAGAGCCCAUCCCGGCUCUUUUUCAUUUUCAAAGUAGAGGUAACAGAAAGGCAAGCUUAACUGUCUCUUACUCCUUGGACCCUGGGGAGAAAGCCACAGGGUGGGCCGUGGCCUUCAGCGUUGACAUCCACGACCUCCUGUGAAGCCUGCUCUCUUGAGAAGGCGAAGGCAAGGCGGGAGCUGUUGGCUGAGGCAGCCUGCCAUCCUUGGGGCCGAUGGUGCCAGGAGUGGCCCGGGUCAGAGGGAGACAGAAGCCUGUGGCCUAGACCGCGGCAUCCGUGGUGGGGAGGGCGUUUGAGGCUCUCGGAACAAGGUGGGGAACGGCUGGGAGUCGGGACAGUGUCGUGAGUUCGGCCGCGUGUGUGUGUACAUAGACGUGGGAGUGUGCACGUGUCCUACACAUCAGCGUGUGUGCAAAGCCCACAUCCGAGCCAAGGGCCUGGCUCGUUCAGUAUUUUGAGGCCUCAAGGGCAGUCUUACCCGGGGGCUGCCUGUAGAGUUGAUAGGGUGUGGGGGACAGGGAUGUCCCCAGCAGGGGCUCUGCUGUGCCCCACAGACGCCUGGCGGCCCACGCAGCCCAUGAGGCCAGCCCCAAGGGGCUAGACCUGCCGGGCCAGCUCUUCAGGAGCGCCCAGCCCUGAAGACAGUAUUCACGGGGAGACGGGUAGGGUGCCGGUGCCCCUUGCCUACCGGGGGCUCGUCUGCAAAGAGCGUCCAGUGAAGUCGGGGACCAGGGUGGGGAGUGCGGUUGGUGGUGGAUGAAAAACGGGCCAAAUUCAUGUCCCAAGACCGAGGUCAAGCCCAGUGCGUUUUCCCGUCCUCUGCCUCAGUUUACCUAUUCAGAAAAUGGUCCAGGGAGAAUGAGCAGGGUUGGCUCCAAAACUGGGCGGGGUGGAGGCGGGGAGAGGGCAGGGGGCUGACAACAAACAAAAUCCCAAGUCCUUCUCUUGCUCUAUGCCAAAAUUAUUUCCGUUAUCCUGAGAUGGGGGUGAGUGGAUGUUGGGUGCAUGAUGGGGCUCCGAGGGGCCUCUGCCCUGCCCAGGGCCUCGCCUCGGGGGGUCCGGCCCUCACCUGGCAAUGCCCCGGGUCACCAGCAGCAGCAGUGGCACUUAGAUCUGUCCCGGGGCCUGGGCGAGGGGGGAGCACCGGGUGACCCUAUGCCCCAGGGGCCCUCACGCUUACUCUUUUUUCUUGAAGAAACACAAAACCCUCGAGAUUCAUGUACUGUAUGACGGAGAGAAAAAAAGUACCUAAUGUUCCCCCCCAAAAAAGACAGUAUAUUUUGUACUUUGUAAAGUGUUAAUUAAAAUGGACAAAAAAACGG
Molecule: messenger RNA, 6671 nt
Organism: Herpailurus yagouaroundi (jaguarundi)
Lineage: Eukaryota; Metazoa; Chordata; Mammalia; Carnivora; Felidae
Gene: CASTOR2
Product: cytosolic arginine sensor for mTORC1 subunit 2
Exons: 9
Coding region: 27-1100 (357 amino acids)
Biological process (GO): negative regulation of TORC1 signaling
Source: RefSeq, a predicted model, not a curated record